AUGGCCGCGGAAAAUGCCGUUUCUAAUCUCGGCGCCAGCUCCGGUGCCACCAAGAAAUCCCGGGAGAGCGAGCGCCGUCGUCGUCGCCGGAAGCAAAAGAAGAUCAAUAAGAGUUCCAAGAAAUCAGAUGCAAACGCCUCCGAAGCCGUUGGCGACACGAAUGAAACCACUGAAGCACAUCAGGUUGUCCAACAAGUUGAAGCUGAGUAUAUCCUGGAAAAGAUAGAUGAAGGCGUGGAUGAGGAAUAUAAAAGAAUCUUUAAGAAAUUUAGUUCAAACGAGGUUACUGGUACAGAGGAUAAUGAUAAGAAGGACGAGUCGGCAGAAAAUUCAAUUACUAAUAAAAAGGCUAACUCUGAUUCUGAAGAGGAGGAAAAUGAUAACGAGAACAAAGAGAAAGGUGUCUCAAACAAGAAGAAAAAGCUCCAACGCAGGAUGAAGAUUGCCGAGCUAAAGCAGAUAAGCUCAAGGCCAGAUGUUGUUGAGGUGUGGGAUGCUACUUCAGCAGAUCCAAAGUUGUUGGUGUUCUUGAAGUCUCAUAGAAAUACUGUACCUGUACCUAGGCACUGGUGUCAAAAGAGAAAAUUUCUGCAGGGUAAAAGAGGUAUUGAGAAACAGCCCUUUCAGCUUCCUGAUUUUAUUGCUGCCACAGGAAUCGAGAAAAUCAGACAGGCUUAUAUUGAAAAAGAGGACAGCAAAAAGUUGAAACAGAAGCAACGGGAACGCAUGCAACCGAAAAUGGGGAAAAUGGAUAUUGAUUAUCAGGUUCUUCAUGAUGCAUUCUUUAAAUAUCAGACAAAGCCAAAGCUGUCAUCUCUUGGGGACCUGUAUCAUGAAGGAAAAGAGUUUGAGGUAAAGUUGAGGGAGAUGAAACCUGGCAUGUUAUCACACGAGUUGAAAGAAUCUCUUGGCAUGCCUGAGGGUUCUCCUCCUCCAUGGCUUAUCAACAUGCAGAGAUAUGGUCCUCCACCAUCAUACCCUCAUCUAAAGAUCCCUGGCUUGAAUGCUCCGAUUCCCCCAGGAGCUAGUUUUGGUUAUCAUCCUGGUGGCUGGGGCAAGCCUCCUGUUGAUGAAUUUGGGCGUCCACUUUAUGGAGAUGUUUUUGGUGUUCAUCAACAAGAUCAGCCUAAUUAUGAGGAAGAGCCUAUUGAUAAAACCAAACACUGGGGUGACUUGGAAGAGGAGGAGGAAGAAGAAGACGAAGAAGAAAUGGAGGAGGAAGAGGAAGAAGAAAUGGAGGAGGAAGAACUUGAAGACGGUAUUCAAUCUGUUGAUAGCCUGUCAAGUACACCCACUGGGGUGGAGACACCGGAUGUUAUUGACCUUCGUAAGCAGCAGAGAAAGGAACCUGAAAGGCCUCUUUAUCAAGUCCUUGAAGAAAAGGAGGAAAAACUUGCUCCUGGAACUUUGCUUGGAACUACACACACUUAUGUGGUUGGCACUGGCACUCAGGACAAGUCAGGGGCUAAAAGGGUUGAUUUGCUUAAAGGUCAAAAGACAGAUAAAGUGGAUGUCACUUUACUGCCAGAGGAGUUGGAUGCCAUGGAGAACGUUUUACCUGCAAAGUAUGAAGAAGCAAGGGAGGAAGAGAAAUUGCGGAGUCAGCGUGAGGAUUUCAGUGACAUGGUUGCCGAGAAUGAGAAGAAGAGGAAGAGAAAGAUGCAAGAAAAAGAUGGCAAGUCCAAGAAGAAAGACUUCAAGUUUUAA
This is a messenger RNA of Lathyrus sativus (Indian pea), 1707 nucleotides long. The record is from the annotation of a GenBank genome assembly. Lineage: Eukaryota; Viridiplantae; Streptophyta; Magnoliopsida; Fabales; Fabaceae.